Molecule: messenger RNA, 972 nt
Organism: Eucalyptus grandis
Lineage: Eukaryota; Viridiplantae; Streptophyta; Magnoliopsida; Myrtales; Myrtaceae
Product: ABC transporter F family member 3-like
Exons: 4
Coding region: 355-735 (126 amino acids)
Molecular function (GO): ATP binding
Source: RefSeq, a predicted model, not a curated record
GGAGGAUCCAAUUCUUUUUUAUGGUUUUCUUAAGAAUCUGAACCUUCUUUUUGUUGAUGAUGAUCCUUCACAGUAUUAAGCAGUCAAUCUGGGAUAAAAUUCUAGGGCAGUUCAUGGCUUCAAGCUUUCAAUACAACUCCAAUUCAUGACAGCAUUGAUAUUCCAUAAAUCACCUUCCCUUUGGGUCUUGAUCUCUGGCAGUUUAGGAACUAUUGCUUGCAGCAUGCUAGAACUUUUAGCCAAUAUACUUAUGGUUGUUUGGUCGAGAUUGUAAUGAUAUGCUGCUGGCCUCCGGGUUUGCAUUGUCAGCAGUGACCUCUGGGUUUGCAUUUGCGUUUUACUCCACCGUGAAAUAUGAUUUCAUCAUACAUCAUGUCAUUUUAUUUGAAAAUACCUUCUUAUGAGGCAUUCUUCCUGCAGGGUGUUUCUAAACAAAAGCUUCAAGUUCACUUGGGUUCCUUUGGUGUAACUGAAAAUCUUGCGCUUCAACCAAUGUGUAUCUUGUCUGGUGGUCAGAAAGGUAGAGAUGCGUUUGCCAAGAUAACUUUCAAGAAACCUCACGUAGUUAUGCUUGACCAGCCAUCCAAUCAUUUGGGUUUGGAUGUGGUUGAGGUGCUCAUUCAAGGUCUGGUCUUGUUCCAAGGAGGAAUUCUGAUGGCUAGUCACGAUGAACAUCUAAUAUAUGCAAGCGGUGGUUCCUCAAGGCAAGGUGGUGCUUUUCCAUGGGGAUUUUGAGGAUUUAUAAGAAGACACUCCAGCUCGUGUAGAAUCAAGUGAGUUCUGUUCUUAACAUCAGGAAAGAGCUGUUCUCCAUGGUCGAGUUACCUAAAAAAACAGAAAUUGAGGCUUAGCUACAGAGAUAAAGCAGAAAAAGACUAAGAUCCUGUCUCCUCAUAUACAGGACGUACUUAUAGUUGCAUCAGCUCUCGUUUGUCACUUAAUCAUAGGAUAUAUUCAGCAAAAAAAAAAAAA